CUUUCUUCAUCGAAACAAACUGCAGAAUCAAAAUUAUCUCGCCCUCGUGAUACAUACUCUGCUUAGAAACGGCGGACGUUACACAAAACUUCAAAAUGACCAAAUUGCAGACAAUAAUCCUAGCUCUAAGCUUUGCGACUCAGGCUACAUCCUUUUCACCACCCCAGGCAUGCCAACAACAAUUCGUACGCGGACAGAGCUUGCCGUCCACCCCCGCCGAAGGAGGGGAGGAGGAACCCAAGCUGCUUKUAGGAAACAUCGAAUCCGAGAUGCAAAGCGUCCGGGCAGAUUCGGGCACUGAGUACGACUUUGGAGCAAUCGACUUCCUUGCCCUGGCGAAGGAACGGGCUUCGGCACAGGUAGAAAGCAACAACAACGUGGCGGGGGAAGACGAGUGGAAAAAUCUCGCGGAAGAAAAGAAGGAGCAAUUUGGCGAAAUCGAUGACUGGGAAAACUCYAUGAAGGAAGCCGGAAACGCMGACAGCCAGAUUCUCAUGUUUACAGACACGUCCGAAGGGGACGAAGACGGCGAAGGCGGCGACGACGAACCCAAGCUGUUGCUGUUUUAGAAAAUCGGAAUCGAUUCCGAACCCUGCCGGAUUAGAUACACUCAUGCAGCGCUAAAAUCACAAAAGUGCUGCUCUAGGAUUUUUAGUGGCAACACCUAUAUGCUCGACGACGAUUAUAUUCCGUUGCCAUAUGUUAUUUUUACUCUCUGGGGAAACCRAUGGCAUACAUUCUCAACCAACAAAUUAAUAAGCAAGAU
This is a messenger RNA of Pseudo-nitzschia multistriata, 766 nucleotides long. The record is from the annotation of a GenBank genome assembly. NCBI's taxonomy places the organism in Eukaryota, Bacillariophyta, Bacillariophyceae, Bacillariales, Bacillariaceae.